GCUGACCGUUUGGGACUUAACGGUCAGUAGUGACGGCAACAUGGACGGUGUUAGGGGAGGGACGACAACGAACAAAAAAAGCCAAGUAGAGGGACGACGUUUUGGCUCUUUGGAGAGUAGAGGGACGACAACGAACAUGACCUUAGUAGAGGGACAAGAACGAAUAAAAUAUUAAAGUAGAGGGACGACAGUUGGCUUUAAACCUUUUAAAAAUAAAUCAUUUUCAAUAUU
Rubroshorea leprosula is the source of this 231-nucleotide messenger RNA. Lineage: Eukaryota; Viridiplantae; Streptophyta; Magnoliopsida; Malvales; Dipterocarpaceae. The record is from the annotation of a GenBank genome assembly.